Molecule: messenger RNA, 588 nt
Organism: Carcharodon carcharias (great white shark)
Lineage: Eukaryota; Metazoa; Chordata; Chondrichthyes; Lamniformes; Lamnidae
Product: cyclin-dependent kinase 2-associated protein 2-like
Exons: 4
Coding region: 119-445 (108 amino acids)
Biological process (GO): regulation of microtubule cytoskeleton organization; negative regulation of G1/S transition of mitotic cell cycle
Cellular component (GO): nucleus; microtubule; cytoplasm
Source: RefSeq, a predicted model, not a curated record
CCCCGCUCCAGGAAGGGCGGGUUCCCCGCCGCCACAGGAAGGGGCGGAUCCUUCCCCCGGAGCCGGACGCGGACACGGAGUCGGAGAGAAGCGGCUCCGGCAGCAAAGACCGGGAAACAUGUCGUAUAAACCCAACCCGGGGGGGUCACAGAGCGUGAUCAAUGUCAACUCCCCAUCGUCAGCUUUGUCUGUCACGUCAUUCAGGCCACUAUUCAAUGACUUCGGGCCACCCUCCAUGGGAUACAUGCAGGGUCUGAAACCAUCCCAACCCUCCCAAAGCACCUACUCCGACCUCUUGUCGGUCAUCGAGGAGAUGGGCAAAGAAAUCCGGCCGACUUACGCGGGUAGUAAGAGCGCCAUGGAGCGACUGAAACGGGGUAUAAUCCACGCCAGGGCACUGGUCCGGGAGUGUUUGGCCGAGACAGAGCGAAAUGCCCGGUCAUAGCAUCGAGAGCAGCCCCACGGACCGAGUGCGGCAUUCCCGCAGCCCCUUCCCGAUCCCACCCUUUCAAGGCCGAAUGUCCUGAUGAUUCCUUGUGGCCGCGCCAGCGGGGAGGAGAACCGAACAAUUAAAUUUUUUUCUUCAAA